AUGACGACGCAGAGCGGCAGAAGCAGCAAUGUGCGAAUGCAAAUGUAUAAAGCCCUUUCACCUGAACCAGAUAUUCUUGUAAGGUACCAACAUGUAGCUUUCAUCCCCUUUCACCGUCGCAGGGAGCAGCAGCUCAGCGAGUUUCAUCGGGAGCGAGUCCGGCAUGAGAUCCUGCAGGACGAGGCCUCACAGGACUCUCAGAUUCAGUCCAGACUCCAAGGAACCAGAAAGCCUCCGUCUCACAGUGGGACUCCCAGCCCUGAGUCUGUCUUCACCCUGAACCCUCCAGCCCCAGUCAAGCUGUCACACCCUGCCUUCACUCCCUCCUCUUCUUCUCCUCUAGCUUCUCUUUCUCCUCCCUCCUGGCCCCUACAGGCCCAUCUGGACUCCCAGCCAGCCUUCUCCCUCCAUGAGGGGCAGCAGGAGGCGCCGGGGGCCCUGGAUGUGGACCCCCAGCCUCUUCAGCUUUCUUCACCAGGAAACCUCCGCGACCUAGGACAACGACUGUACCACGAUGUAUCCACUCUGACAGACCUUUGUUCAGACCUGCCAGAGCUCGAGAUAGUGAGCCUCCUUUCAGAGGGACAACCCAACUACACUCUCCGAGCAGACAGUGUGUUUGGAUAUGACAAUGACGACUGGCUGCGCACCCCUCUGCUGCCACCAGAAGUCAUACUGGGACUCACACACGAGCAGAUUGAAGAGACGUUCAAGUACUUCUUGCUGUGCUCAGACAGAGUGGGCCAGGUCACCAAGACGUAUCAUGACAUUAAGGCAGUCACCCACCUGCUGGAGGAGAAAGAGCGGGAUCUAGAGUUAGCAGCACGGAUUGGUCAGUCCCUCCUGAAGCAAAACCAAGAACUAACAGCACGCAAUGAAAUGCUGGAUGAGCAGCUUGAAAUUGCGAAGGAAGAGAUUGCUCAACUUCGCCACGAGCUCUCGAUGCGUGACGACCUCCUUCAGUUCUAUGCAAGCACUGAGGAGAUCGAAAACGCUCAGUCACAAUCACCAAUAAAGAGGAAUGAAUCAUGCAGUUCUCUAACCAACUUCGUCCACUAUGACUUCCUGCAGCAGAAACUGAAGAGUUUAGAGGAUGAGAACCGCAAACUGAGAUUAGAGGCCAAUGAGCUCUCAACAGAGACGACAAACUACGAGGAGCAAGAACAGGAGCUGAUGAUGGUGUGUGUGGAAGAGCUCUCAUCUGUCAAUAAGCAGGUGGUCGAUCUGUCGGAGGAGCUGGCACGGAAAGUCGAGGAUUCUCUCCGACAGCAGGAGGAGAUCAGCUCACUGCUCGCUCAGAUUGUUGACCUGCAGGCUCGCUGUAAAGGACUGACCCAUGAGAACGAGGAGCUGAACCAACAGCUGAGUGUCUCCCGUGAGAGCCAGCUGAAGCUGAAAUCAGAGCUCAAGGACUUGCAGGACAAGUACUCAGAGUGUGAAGACAUGCUCCAGGAGGCCCGAGAGGACAUUAAAAAUCUGCGAAACAAGAGCCUCCCCAACAGCACAGUGCAGCGAUACACUUCACUGGCCUCCGUCCUUCCCAUGGACUCUCUGGCAGCAGAGAUAGAAGGCACCUUCCGCAAAGGCCUGGACACCCCAGCUCCCUCCGAGUACAAGAACCACCCGUGGCGAGUGUUUGAAACGGUGAAGGUGGCGAACAAGGCUGUGAGGUUGCGGUCAUGGUGCCACUCACCAGGGCUGCCAGGCUCUAGUCCGGUGUCUGCACGUUCCAGCUGUACCAGCACCCCCCGAACCAGCUACUAUGGCUCAGAUAAUGCCAGCCUUACCCUGGAGGACAAGCCCAGCUCCAAUAAUGCACAGAAAGAAGACAACAGUGUUAGUGGGCCGAAACGUCUUGGUCAGCCAGGCACACCGGGAGGCCAGGACCUCGAAGCUGCCUUGCGCAACCUCUCAGCUCGCCAGCAGAACCACUCAUCUGAGCGGCCUUUCUUUGACGUGGAGCGCGAACGUAAACUCCGUGCCUUGGCAGCAAACUGCGAGGAGGGUGAGGGCUCCAGUAGUGGUUUCCUGACACCGAACGACAGCCUGGUCUCCAGCCCAGCAGCAUCGACAGGCACCAACUACUCCAACGGUAGCUCACGCCACUCCUGUGGCUCCUCCAGUGGAUCCAGGUCCUACCUGCCCGACCGUCUGCAGAUUGUCAAACCUCUGGAAGGCUCGGUGACUCUGCACCAGUGGCAGCAGCUGGCCAAACCCAACCUUGGAGGCAUCCUGCACCCACGCCCGGGUGUCCUGACGAAAGACUUCAGGGAGCUUGAGGUCGACAUACAACACGUCUACAGCCUGAACGACCUGGAGGAGGACGAACCUGACCUGACACAGCUCACUGGAGCUCAUGGCAUGGUCUCUCCAUCGGGUCACAACCUCCCUCAGACCUCUCCCACACAUACCAUUACCACCUGCCAAGUCCUCCAACCCUCCCUCCUCAUACCCUCCUUCUCUACUAGCCUUCACUCUUUCGGCCUGCCAUCUUGUCGGAACUGUGAGCACGUGAGCACUCCUCCUUCCCACCAGCAGCACUUUGGCUGGGGAGGUUGGACCAACACCACCACCACCACCACCACAAACUUAACCACUUCAUCACUGGGACUCCUGCAGCUGCUGCAAGAACACGGCAUCUCAGCCUCUCCUCAUCCCCACCACAACCUGCACUACAGCCAUAGUGCAACACCUCCAUAUUCCACAGUAAAAGACAAAGGUGGAGCUUCGUCCUCGGACAAAGAGGGAAGAAGGAACGUUUUCAGUUUGAACUUGGUGGAGAAGCUUCAGAGUCUCGGGCUGCACAGAGUGGCUGCCUGGGGGAUGAUGGGCCGCGGUGGCAAAGAGAGGGACGCAAUCAAACAUCCUCCAAAAGUGUGAUGUGCUCACUGCUUCCUCCUCUUCCAUUCACCUUAGUGACUUUGCAUUAAGCCACGUGCAGUUCAGGGCCCACCAGCACCCGUGUCUUGAAAGCAAAAGCCACAGAAUGUGUUAGAGCCAUACUUUUGAGUUGUUGGUAGUGCACAGUACUAUCCUUUCUCUACGAACUCGUGCACGUAACUUGUUCUUUACGUGUGAGACAUCUUCAUCUCAGGACAGCCACGUGAUCACCAAUCUGUUUGACUCACACAUUGCUUGUUUUUACACAAAAAAAUAGAACAUCGUGAAGGAAAAAAAAAUCUUUUUAUACUUUUUAGUUUCCGAAGUGAAAUGUGUAAAUAGUAACAGUGUUGUUUAAAAUAAAAUAUAAAAAACAGUUUGUGCAGUAAGUAACUGUUAGUUAAAACCACAAAACCAAUUCUAUAACUGUGAGGAAUGUUCAAAAUGCACUAAAGUACACUCUUGGUCUUCCUGCUUAUACGCUGCUGCACUGAGAAAAGCAUGUUGUACAUAAGAUUGUCAAACAUACUGAUUACUGCAAAGAGAUCUUCUCCCAGCAGGGCAGGUGAUGCAGUGACUGAGCUGAAUAAUGGUAAUAAUAUUGACAUCCUUUAGCUGUCUGCCCUGCAGUUCAUCACACAGUGCUCGCAGUAUCACCUCUGUUCAAAGUUCUGAAUUUGUGAACUUUUCUCUGAGCCAAACCUUCACCGAAACCAAAUCAGGUUUGCUUUCGCUGCAUCGAAGGCAGUAAACGGGAUGUUUUUGAAGCAAUAUGUGUACUAACUGACUGACUGAAAAUCUCGCUUGGACAAAUCUGCUGUAUUUCAUGGCAUCAGGAAUUUUUAAAAACCUGCUGGGAUUUAAAUUUGAGCAAAAAUCAUGUUGGGCAUUCAGAGUGAUUGCUCGUAUUUAUUAAAUACAAGUAUAAGAAAUGUCAUAAUUAUUUAAGCAGCAUGUUUCUUUCUGAGCAAUCAAUUGUAGCAAAAUAAAAAAAAGGCAUAGGAUACUAUGGAUUUAAAAGGGAAGAAAUAAAUACAGGUUAUAAUGAUUUGUUUUCUGACUUAAAUCAACCAAACCACUGUUUCUCUGCACUGCUGUUUGCCGUAGUUUGUGUUAGCGUCACAGCUGUAUAUGCCAGUGUGUAUUAAUUGUACCAGCUGAUAAUAAAACCUUCCAUCCAG
This is a messenger RNA of Amphiprion ocellaris (clown anemonefish), 4061 nucleotides long. It is a transcript of the gene hap1, whose product is annotated as huntingtin associated protein 1. Gene Ontology annotation, molecular function: signaling receptor binding. The record is from RefSeq and is a predicted model, not a curated record. Gene Ontology annotation, biological process: anterograde axonal transport of mitochondrion; neurogenesis; neurotrophin TRK receptor signaling pathway. The transcript is spliced from 18 exons. Bases 1 to 2880 code for a protein of 959 amino acids. Gene Ontology annotation, cellular component: dendrite. Lineage: Eukaryota; Metazoa; Chordata; Actinopteri; Pomacentridae.